Messenger RNA from Lachancea dasiensis, 1377 nucleotides. The record is from the annotation of a GenBank genome assembly. Lineage: Eukaryota; Fungi; Ascomycota; Saccharomycetes; Saccharomycetales; Saccharomycetaceae.
AUGAGGGUCUCAUUCGCCGAGUUCUGGGCCUUGACGGGUCUUCUUUGGCAGUUGAUGGUACUGCCAGUGAGAGCGCUAGAUCUGGAUACUACCUCUAAGGAUUCCAUUUGUGAUGCAACUGACCUCAUUCAGGGCGGUAUUAUGGACUAUUAUGCUGGAUCCCAGUACGGGGGUACCGUAGGUACGUUUCAGGAACCCUAUUAUUGGUGGGAGGCCGGUGCGGUUUUCGGUGGAAUGCUGGAAAACUGGUUUUUGUGCCAAAACGACACAUACGAGCAGGUGAUCUAUGAUUCUAUGAUUGCACAGGCUGGUCCAGACUACGACUUCAUGCCGUCGAACCAGUCGAUGGUGGAGGGUAACGAUGAUCAAGGUGUGUGGGGAAUCACGGUAAUGGGUGCCGUGGAAAGAAACUUCACCAAUCCAUCCACCAAAGGCGCCCCUGGAUGGCUGGCUAUGGUCCAGGGUGUUUUCAAUUUAAUGUAUUCGCGGUGGGAUGAUCAACAUUGCGGAGGAGGGCUCAGGUGGCAGAUUUUCACCUGGAACUCAGGUUACAACUACAAGAACACAGUAUCCAAUGGAUGUUUGUUCCAGUUAGCUGCUAGAUUGGGACGUUAUACAGGCAAUGACACAUAUUUGGAUGUGGCCGAGAAAGUCUUCGAUUGGAUGGUGGAUGUUGGAUACAUUGUAUUGAGCGAUACGGCCAACGUAUACGAUGGUGCUACCAUAGACGAAAACUGUACCGACAUCACAAAACUGGAAUGGUCGUAUAACCAGGGUAUUGUGUUGGGCGGUGCUGCGUAUAUGUACAACGCUACAAACGGUUCAUCGACCUGGGAAACGAAGCUGAGUCAGCUUGUAGGAGGAUCUACAAAAUACUUUUUCAGGAAUAAAAUCAUGUAUGAAGCAACAUGCCAGGAUUCCAACUCCUGUAAUAACGAUCAGCGGUCUUUUAAGAGUAUUUUUUCUCGCAUGCUAUCCUUAACCAAAAUUCUGGCUCCUUUCACUGCCGAAAAGAUAGAUCCUCUGCUGACUGCCUCUGCUGAAGGAGCAGCCAAAUCAUGCUCUGGUGGUACGGACGGUCAUACCUGCGGAAUCAACUGGGAGAAAGGAUCAUGGGAUGGAAUGUAUGGAUUGGGGGAACAAGCGUCUGCGUUAGAGGUGAUACAGAGCUUGUUGUUCGAUCAGAGACCCGCGCCUUAUACAGACUCCGAUGGUGGCACUUCUGUCGGAGACUCGAGUGCAGGUUUGAAUAAGACAACCACCAACGUGCUGCAAAGUGAUUUGAAAAUUACCCACAAAGAUAGAGUGGGAGCUGCCGUGCUAACAGCUGUUGUACUUGCCAUUCUCCUUGGUGGAUCUAUUUGGAUGGUGUUCUAA